Molecule: messenger RNA, 1281 nt
Organism: Scedosporium apiospermum
Lineage: Eukaryota; Fungi; Ascomycota; Sordariomycetes; Microascales; Microascaceae
Exons: 2
Coding region: 1-1281 (426 amino acids)
Biological process (GO): proteolysis
Molecular function (GO): serine-type carboxypeptidase activity
Source: RefSeq, a predicted model, not a curated record
AUGCUGGUGUUUGGGAUGUAUUCGAAGGCCAUGGUUUUCAAGUGCGCUCUCGGGCUUCAGACCCAAAGGUCUGUGCAGGACGGACCAGGAGCCUCCGGAGUUGCUUUCGGAGCCCUUUCAGAGCUGGGACCUUGCCUCUUCGCAGGUUCUGUGAGCCCCAAAGAUGGCUAUGCCUCUACCACACUCAAUCCAUAUGCCUGGAAUGCAAACGCAACCGUCAUCUUUGUCGACCAGCCUCUAGCAGUCGGCUUCUCCUAUGGGCAGCGAAACAUCACCCAUUUAAAGGACGCUAUGGAUGAUCUGUAUGCCUUCCUAGAACGUGUUUUUGCAGCGCGGCCGGACUGGGGUGACCGAGACUUCUACGUGGCUGGCGAGAGCUACGGGGGCAGUUAUGUGCCUGCGAUUGCCUAUAAGAUUCAAACCAUGCGUCAGUCAUCAAUGAGUAAGUUGGUGGCUGGCACUUCAAAUCGCACUCUAAGCAGGAUCAACUUGAGGGGAAUAAUGGUUGGCAACGGGGUCAUCGAUGACAUGCUCCAGCGAAAAGGCACCUUUGAAAUGGGUUGCCUUGAAGACCAUGGACAAGGCCAUAUACUCAACCAGUCUCAAUGCAAGCAGGUUUCCCAAGCGGCUGUUCACUGCCAGAGAGCGACGGAGAUAUGCAGGGCCAGCGACUACGACCUUGCCGUCUGCCGAGUUUCCGAGUCUUUCUGCAUGCAGAACGGGUGGAUGCUUAUCAGGGAUACGCCGUGGAACCCGUAUGACGUACGCAUCAAUUGCACUAUGGAGCCCAGCCUGUGCGAAUAUCCGACCCCGGGCCUUGUUGAGUGGCUCGACAGUUCCACGGUGCGGCUCGCCCUCGGGGCCGACGAUGACUGCAGGAAGUUCAUUGGGAUCAACUUCCCUAUGAACAUCAUCUUUGACAAGAAUGGCGAGACCACACGGCCGUCUCACCCCUGGGUCACCAGCCUCUUGGAUCAGGGCAUCCGGGUGCUCAUAUAUGCUGGCAAUACCGACUGGCUAUGCACAGCUGCCGGCAUGCGUCAUCUAGUCGAUGGGUUGUCCUGGCAUGGCAGUGCUUCGUUUCAGGCUAGGCCUUUCCUCCCCCUCCGCCGUGAGAACAUUGGGUUGCAGCAAGACAAGGAGCGCCGCGUUGGUUACUACAAGCAGCAUUCGUCCUUGACCUUUGUUGAGGUUGACAACGCAGGCCACUUUGUGCCGGCGGAACAGCCCGAGGUUGCUCUGGCCAUGAUAAACCGCUGGAUUGCUAGAGAGAUAGGCUAG